Messenger RNA from Phragmites australis (common reed), 1875 nucleotides. Its product is annotated as putative pentatricopeptide repeat-containing protein At3g05240. Gene Ontology annotation, molecular function: RNA binding; protein binding. The record is from RefSeq and is a predicted model, not a curated record. Lineage: Eukaryota; Viridiplantae; Streptophyta; Magnoliopsida; Poales; Poaceae. Gene Ontology annotation, biological process: RNA modification.
CUGCCGGUACACUGGUAGUCUCAUGCAGGUAGAAGCAGGCUGGCCAUGGCGGCCCCCGCCACGACGGCCACCCCCCACUACAACGCCCUCCUCCGCUGCGCUUCCGACCACCGCGACCUCCUGCUCGCCUUCCGCGCCAUGCUGCGCGGGGGCGUUGCGCCGGACCACUUCACCUUCCCCUUCGCGCUCAAGGCACUCGCCCAGACGGCCCCCCGGGGCUCGCCCUCGCCGCCGCCGUCCCGGCGCGAGCCCGCGCUGGGGUGCCUCCACGCGCAGCUCGCCAAGUCCGGCCACGCCGCCGACGUCUACGUCGCCACCUCCCUCGUCCACGCCUACGCCUCGGGCGACGCUGCCUCCGCGCGCGCGGCCUUCAACACCGCGCGCCUCCGGAACUUAGUCAUCUGGACGGCGAUGAUCGCCGGCCACGCCGCGGCGGGUGAGGCGCGGGAGGCGGUCUCUCUGUUCAGGGAGGCCGUGGAGUGCGGGCGGGAGGUUAACGCCGUCACGGUCGCGCAGGUGAUGGCUGCGUGCGCCCAGUGCGGGGACGUGGAGAGCAGGAGGUGGGUGCACGCAACGCUCCGUCUUUGGGGCGUCGAGCCCGUGCUGGCGGACAUCGCUCUUGCCACGGCUGUCCUGGACAUGUAUGCACGAUGCGGCGGUCUCAGCGCCGCAUUCGAGGUGUUCGAUGAAAUGCCUCGGGGAAACGAGGUAUCUUGGAAUGCCAUGAUUGAGGUCUGCAGUCGGCAUGGAGGUCUGGAUAAGGUUUUAGAGGUGUUUUCCAGCAUGCACGCUGCCGGGAUGAAGCGCCACCUUGGAGAUACAAGCUUAGGCCGUGGGGUGCACGCCUACUUGGAGAAGACAAAUGGUUGUCAACAUGUCGCAGUUUGCACAUCUCUCAUGGAUAUGUACUCAAAGACUGGCAAUGCACAGAUAUUCCGUUGUCUUAAAGUGAAGGAUUUGAUGGCGUGGACAAGCAUGAUCAUCGGUUUGGCCAAACAUGGCCAUGGAGAAGAUGCAGUGCAGCUUUUCAACCAGAUGAAGUGUGGUGGUGCUGUUCCAGAUGAUGUAGCAUUCCUAGGCGUGCUUACUGCUUGCAGCCAUGCAGGAAUGGUGGAUGAGGGAAAAAAGUACUUCAACUCCAUGAUGAUUAUUUACAGAAUCAAACCAACAAUCAAACAUUACGGUUGCAUGAAUGAUCUCUUGAGCCGGGCAGGUCACUUGGCGGAGGCUGAAGGGAUGCUGCAAUUGAUGCCUAUUCAGCCCAGUAUCACAAUAUGGGGAAGUAUGUUGAACGGUUGCAAGAUAUAUGGCAGGGCUGAUAUAGCUGAGAGGAGAAGGCAGGUUGCUGUACUGAAUCCUCAGUUUGGCGCAAUCUAUGUGGUUCUGUCCCAUAUAUACGCUGGAUUUUGUAGGUGGCAUGCUGUUGAGCAGACUCGAGGGUUGAUGCGGCAGAGAGGACUGAAGAAGAGUAUUGGCUCCAGUGGCAUUGAAGUGGCCAUGCUGUGCUCCUGAUUCUUAAAUUAAACUGUCUGCUCAUCUUAUACAACAAGUUAAGUGAGAAGAAUUUUAUGGACACAUCAUGGACAUGGAACGCAGGACUACCAUCAAGGGUGUGUCCACGCUUGUAAAAAGUGUCGAGAUUGUCAAUUAUGUACAUUAUGUGGAGAGAAAGAGGUAAAGAUCCAACUGGCUUACUACGCUUGUACCUGUGAAGUUGUUUAUUCUUAACUUAAUUACCAUCGUUUUCCAAAAGCUAGACCAUUAUUGUACUCUGCCCUUAAUUAGAUGAAUGUACAGUAGAUGAGAUUUUUUUGGUAGAUCAUUCUUUACCAUAUAGCUCUAUCUACUUCAUACAAAGAAGGAUGCACGCCAUUU